This is a messenger RNA of Culex pipiens pallens (northern house mosquito), 1605 nucleotides long. RefSeq names its product craniofacial development protein 2-like. Gene Ontology annotation, cellular component: nucleus. The coding region runs from base 1 to 1605 and encodes 534 amino acids. The transcript has 2 exons. Gene Ontology annotation, molecular function: catalytic activity. Gene Ontology annotation, biological process: chromatin remodeling. Lineage: Eukaryota; Metazoa; Arthropoda; Insecta; Diptera; Culicidae. The record is from RefSeq and is a predicted model, not a curated record.
AUGGAUCCCGCACGUGCUGGCCUUCUUGCCCGGGAGCUGCACAAGCUGAGCGUGCAUGUGGCCGCCAUCCAGGAAGUUCGAUGGCCCGGUCAUGGAGAGCGAAAAUUCACGGCGGUGGACCCCAUCGCCAACACCUCUUUCAAGUACCACAUCUACUACAGUGGCGGCGAAAAGGCGAUGCAUGGAGUCGGGUUCGUAGUGAUUGGGGAUCAGAAGAACCGAGUCAUCAAGUGGAAGGUGGUGAAUGACCGGAUCUGCGUGUUAAGAAUAAAGGGCAAAUUCUUCAACUACAGCCUGAUCAACAUCUACGCGCCGACGAACGACAAGCCCGAUGACAAUAAAGACGCUUUCUACGAGCGUCUCGACAAGACCUAUGGAGAGUGCCCAAGACACGACGUGAAGAUAGUCAUCGGAGACGCAAACGCGCAGGUCGGAAGGGAAGCCUUCUUCCAUCCUGUCAUCGGCAAGGAGAGCCUUCAUCCUCGCACGAAUGACAACGGCCUACGUUUGGUCAAUUUCGCCGCAGCCAGAGGAAUGGCUAUCUGUAGCACCUUCUUUGCGCGCAUGAACAUUCGGAAGCACACCUGGCGACACCCGAAUGGCGAAUCGUGCACACAAAUCGAUCACGUUUUGGUGGAUGGUCGACACUUCUCGGACGUGAUGGACGUCCGAUCGUACAGAGGACCAAACAUCGACUCUGAUCACUUCCUGGUAGCGUGCAAGAUCCGAGCUAGGCUGUCGAACGUGUUGACCCCGCGGACUGCGAGGAUAGCGCGGUUGAACGUCCAGCGCCUCGCGAGCAGCGACGUUGCUGCAAAGUACAGUCGGAAGCUCGACGAGCGAAUCAACGAGAACGCGCCUACGGGUAACCUGGACGAGCAAUGGGGAGCCCUCCAGAGCAUCGUCAACACAACGGCUACCGAAGUGAUCGGCACGACCAGAGGACGCAAACCCAAAGGGUGGUUCGAUGCGGAGUGCCAGCGAGUGACGGACGAGAAGAACGAGGCCAGGAAACGUAUGCUGGUUAAGGGUACGCGCCGAAACUGUGAGCGAUACAGCGAGCUGCGAAGAGCUGAGAAACGAAUCCACCGCCGAAAAGAACGGGAGUACGACGAAACGGUACUUGCCGAAGCGGAAGCACAGUACAACGCGAACGAUAAGCGGAGGUUUUACGCAACUGUCAACGGUGUAAGAAGGAAAACCACGCCUUCCCCUGUUAUGUGCAACGACAUGGAAGGAAACCUGUUGACAGAUAAGAUAGCGGUAGCGGCCAGGUGGAAGGAGCACUUUCAACAGCUGUUGAAUGGUGAGAUGCGAGAGGGAGUCGUCGAGGACAGGAUGAACGUUGAGGAUGAUGGAAUAGCUGUGGACCCGCCUACGUUGGAGGACGUGGAAAAAGCCGUAAAGGAGCUCAAGAACGCGAAAUCGGCGGGAAAGGACGGACUUCCGGCCGAACUUUUCAAGCACGGGAGCGCGCGGAUGAUCGAGAUUCUGCACCAAAUCGUCCAGCGAAUUUGGUGCGAAGAACAGCUUCCGACCGACUGGUUAGACGGGCUCAUCACCCCAAUCUACAAGAAAGGGCAAAGACUCGAUUGUGCCAACUAG